GCGUCGGCCGAUCGACCACAUUACAUAAGUUCUGGUGUGCGUUCCAUGCUGCGUACGAUCGACCGGCGUUCAGUCGCUUGUACACCAUGCUGGGACGCGGUACGAUAACGCUGUUGGUGCUGCUCGCGAUCGCAUCGUCAGCUGAUCGGUGCGUCGUGCUGGCAUUUCGCAAAUCGUUUGAAGAGCUAAGCGUACACACACUUCCCGAUUCCGGUUCGCUAGAGGAUUGCUCACUUCGAAUGCAAAAGUUAGCGUAUGAUGAGCCACCAGCAGCACCAUUGCAAGAAUUUCCUUCUUUUUCGCGAGACUUUGCUCACCUGGCAGCGAUAGGAUGGAAGUCAAUGAAUGGUGGCGACAUCGAAUGGCGCUGCAGUGGAAGCCUAAUAGCGGAAGACUUUGUACUUACUGCUGCACACUGCACAAAGGAUGAAGGCGUGGAACCUUUCGUCGUUCGUUUGGGUGAUCUCGAUCUUUACAGCGCUAAGGAUGACCGUUACGUGCAGCAGAUCGAAAUAGCCGAGAUAAUACGCCAUCCCGAGUUUAACUUUAACAGCGCCUAUCACGACAUAGCGCUGCUGCGGCUGAAGAAAUCCGUGACUGUCACCGACUUCGUCACACCGGCAUGCCUGUACACAAACGAUUCCUUAACGUUCGACAAGCUGCACGCAACGGGUUGGGACUUUUACGCAGAAGUUUCUCCACCGAUCGUUACAACGCCCCUCAAUCCAAUCAAUCAAGAUCGGUGCAAGUUUUGGUACCGUGACAAUAAGGAAGCUUUCCGGAAGGGGAUCAACCGGAUGCUGAUGUGUGCGGGUGACGAGCAACUGCAGAGUUGUCCGAGUGAUACGGGAGGUCCGCUGCAGGUGAAACUACUGUCCAGCUCCCGGUACACACCGUUUGUUGUUGGAGUUUCGGCGCUGGGCGUUCCGUGUGGUGCAACGACGCCCGGAGUUUAUGCGAAGGUACCGCACUAUAUACUGUGGAUCGAAGCCGUUACGAAGCUCGUGUAUCAUCCGCCCGAUUGUGUUAUAAGGCACAUUUCCAAGCGAGAAUUGGAAGCGUCUAUUGUGGCACCGGAGUUGAAGACCACCGCCCUGGAAACCCAUCUCACCGGCAAGAAAGGAACGGUCGAGGCAAAUCCUUUGCGUGCUAAAUUGCACGUAUUCAAAGAAUUUAAGUGCGCCGUCGGGAAGGAUGGUGAGAAUGUGGAGUGGAUUUGCGGUUGCACAAUUGUUGCACAGGACUUUGCACUGACGUCGGCCCGGUGCGUCAAGGAUGUUGAUGUCGAUGUGGUGAACUAUCGCAACGACUGGAAAAAGAUAGCCGAGGUAAUCUUCCACCCGGAGUACGACAGGAAGACACUGUACAACGAUCUAGCACUGAUUCGGCUGCAAACCGACAACCGUAACCGAUACGAGUGGAAGGCGGUAUCAUGCAUUGGAACUCCGAGCGAUGACGACGAUCAAAAGGAAUCGUUUCUUUCGUUCGGUAUCGGGCCCUACAAUCUGAAUGACAAUGGUCUCACGGAUGGCAAUGCCGACGGUACCGAGCGCUACCUAACGGCCACGCUUCAACCACUACCAAACGCAAACUGUACCGAAUCGUACAAGGGUUACGGUAUCCUAAAGAGUGGCCUUAACGAAACGCAGUUUUGUCUCGGUUCCGGCGGAGAUCAUCUCGUGCCCGGUGCGUGCGAACCCUGGAACGGUAACGAGGUGCUGAACGAGAUUCGCCCACCGGUCGAUACGAACCCGUUCCCGGAGGAUCUGAUUGGUGUGAGUUCGUACGCGCCGGACUGUGGGUUCGGCCGGCGGCCGCUGGUCGCCACGCGGGCAAUCGCUUUUCUCGACUGGAUGAACAGCGUCAUCUACAAGACGACGAGCGUGCACACCGUGCCGCAGGUAUUGGUGGAGAAGGAGCUCGCGCUCGACUACAUCUGCGAGGCUUCCGAUCGCGAGGCGGGCGUGUGUGUGCAGAUUGACCACUGUUCGCACCGGGCACUGGCCAAGGAUGUGGUGAAGGUGUGCACCAACGAGACGGCAACCAUUGUUUGCUGUCCCGUGAAUUCCUUCAUCGCCACCGCCCACCUGCCGCUGCUGACCGAGUGCGAAACGAACUAUCAGCGGUUUCGCAAGAAGUACGCUGACUUUGUCGGUGACCGUGCCGGGCAACCGCUGGACGAUGGUGACCAUCCGCACUCGGUCAUGAUUGGCUGGAAGGUCAACAAGACGUCCACGGCCUGGCACUGCAUGGGAACGUUAAUUAACCUGAACACGGUCCUCACGACGGCUGGCUGCACCAACAGUGUGCGGAGACGCAGCCCGGAAGUGGUCAGUAUCGGCGAAACGAAUGUUGCACGGAUCUACGAUGGUGUGGCGCAGAUCAUACGCGUAAAGGAGACAAUCCGCUACCCAAGUUACAACCCCAAAACGCACGACAAUGACAUAGCGGUGCUGAAGCUGGAAUCGGACGUACUUGUGAACGAGAAUGCCAUCCCUGCGUGCUUAUGGCGCGAUUUGAACCGGACACCGUACUACGGACAGGAGGUACACUUCGACGGUCAAUCGUUUACGACGCGGGACAAGAACGUGGUACACAACCGUGACUGCCAGCUGUUCACUUCGCACACCGAGCUUACCAACGAUCAGCUGUGCUGGCAGGAGUUCCGGCUCCGUCCGGACGGUACCGAUGCACCGAACUGUGGACGCAAGGGCGAUCCGUUUAUUACGCUGCAGCGGAGCAACAAUAUCUAUUUGCCAUAUUUGGUCGGCCUGUACAGCUACGACCAGCAGUGUGGAGGCGGUGAACCGAUCGUUGCCACACGCAUCUCGUCCUACAUCAAUUGGAUUAGUCUUUACAUGUAGGGUGGCAUGUUGCGGUUACC
Molecule: messenger RNA, 2884 nt
Organism: Anopheles maculipalpis
Lineage: Eukaryota; Metazoa; Arthropoda; Insecta; Diptera; Culicidae
Product: transmembrane protease serine 9-like
Exons: 12
Coding region: 87-2864 (925 amino acids)
Biological process (GO): proteolysis
Molecular function (GO): serine-type endopeptidase activity
Source: RefSeq, a predicted model, not a curated record